AUGACUACUCGCAUUGGAGUUAAUGGUUUCGGAAGGAUUGGUCGCCUGGUAACUCGAGCGACAAUGGAACGUUAUCCGGACAAGUUGGAAGUGGCGGCGGUUAACGACCUGACCGAUGAUAAGACUAACGCUCAUUUGUUCAAGUACGAUACCAGCUAUGGCGUGUACGGGGGGCAGGUAGAAGCCAACAAUGGUGAUCUGGUUAUCGACGGCCGGAAUAUCAAGGUGUUCUCCGAGCGGGACCCUUCCCGAAUUCCCUGGUCUGAAAUGGGCGUGGAUCUGGUGGUUGAGUCUACCGGCAUCUUUACCGACGGUGAACAGGCCGCCGGUCACAUGCAAGGUGGAGCCAGCAAGGUAAUUAUCUCCGCCCCGGCCAGCAACGUUGAUCUGACUAUGGUGUUGGGCGUCAACGAUGACCAAUAUGACAAGGAUAAGCACAACAUUGUCUCCAAUGCUUCCUGCACGACCAACUGUUUUGCGCCCAUGGUCAAGGUCCUGCACGAGGCCUUUGGUAUAGAGCACGGCCUGAUGUCCACCAUCCACUCCUAUACCAAUGACCAGGCUAUUCUUGACCAGCGUCAUUCAGACCUGCGCCGGGCUCGCGCUGCUGCAAUGAACAUAAUCCCCACCAGCACCGGCGCGGCCCGGGCCGUAGGAUUGGUAUUGCCAGAACUCAAUGGCAAAUUGCACGGUAUCGCUUUCCGUGUGCCGACGGCGACCGGUUCAGUCACCGACUUCGUGGUUAACCUCGGCAGGGAUGUAACCGUAGAUGAGGUUAAUCAGGCGUACAAAGCCGCCGCUGAGGGAGCGCUGAAAGGGAUCUUGGAGUACACCGAGGAUCCAAUUGUCAGCUCGGAUGUCCGCGGCAAUCCCCACAGUUGCAUUUUUGAUGCUCUAUCCACCAUUGUGAUGGCAGACAAUAUGGUCAAGGUAAUGGGCUGGUAUGACAACGAAUGGGGCUACUCUUGCCGUACGGCAGACCUGUGUUCCUUCAUGAGCGACAAAGGCAUUUAG
This is a messenger RNA of Geodia barretti, 1014 nucleotides long. NCBI's taxonomy places the organism in Eukaryota, Metazoa, Porifera, Demospongiae, Tetractinellida, Geodiidae. The record is from the annotation of a GenBank genome assembly.